AUGGAGAAUACCGCUAUUUCGAACAAUGGCACUCAGCCGUCCAAAAAAGAAAACGCAAUGUCGAGAACCGACUCUAUCGAUAUUGGGCAGGUAGCCUUUGAGCCUGGGAGCCCUGAAGACCCUUCCAAGUCCGAUGAGACGGAGUUGAGCGCAGCCAUAAGAGAAGCAGUGAACCAUCGCCGAUUGAACCCGAGGCAGAUCCAGCUUACUGCAAUUGCUGGAUCAAUUGGAGCGUCAGUCACCAAGCAUACUUUCCAUCAACCCGAUGUCACACUGACAAUCCGCAGCGCUUUGUUCGUAGGCAUUGGAUCUGGGUUUGCCCAAACGUCCUUUGUCAUCUUCGAGGCCACGGUUAUCAACACACUUGUUGAAUACUGGGGGUAUAACCAAUCGCCUGCCGUUCUAAUCUCAAUCUCGCUCGUUCUUUAUCUGGCAAUCAACGUGUACCGAGCCGAUCUCUUCGGAGAAGCUGAGUUUUGGCUCGCACUGGGCAAGGUCUUACUGGCCACGGGUCUUAUCGUAUACACGAUCGUGGUCAUGCUUGGAGGAAACCCUUUGAAUGAUCGAUUUGGUUUCCGUUACUGGAAAGACCCCGGGCCUUGGGCUGGUGCUGAUCCUUCGAACCGACUAAUGUCGUUCGUAAACGCCGUUAACGUGGCUGCAUUUUGUAUGGGCGGGCCAGAGUACAUCUCAAUGAUCGCUGGAGAGUCCAGAGAUCCCCGUCGAACUGUGCCACGAGCAUUCAGCACCAUCAUGACUCGUCUUAUUGUCUUCUUUAUUGGUGGCUGUCUUUGCGUUGGGAUUCUAGUUCCAUACAAUGACCAGAUUCUUACAAACGGCUCGGACAGCUACGCGGCGGAUCCCCUUAAUGGACGGGCGCCAAAGUUCCUUAAACGAUUGAACAAAAGAGGCGUGCCGUACAUGGCUGUUAUCGUGGUCAUGGUACUUUCUUGCCUUGCAUAUCUCGCUCUAGGCUCCAGCAGUGCCGAAGUCCUAAACUGGAUUCUGAACUUCUGCACUGCUGCUACUAUGUUCAACUGGACCGUCAUGUCUUUUACAUGGAUCCGAUUCAACGCGGCCCUCAAUGCCCAAGGCAUUGAUAAAAAGAGCUUUCUACCCAGAGUCUCAAGGUUCCAGCCCUACGCAGGCUACUGGGCAUUUUUCUGGGCGUUCAUCUUCCUCUGCAAUACACCUCGCGUCAGGGUCCAGGGAUAUGCCGUCUUCAUCCACGGCAACUGGAAAGUAUCAACAUUCAUCUUUAACUACGGAAUCAGCAAGGACAUUGACUUGGUUUCGGGGUUGGAUUUCUUCGACGCUCUGACGGAGCACUACCGGCAAGAGCGCGAGGCUGCGCCAGUGACUGUAAAGGAUAAGAUUAUGGCGAAGGUUUUCUAG
Penicillium mononematosum is the source of this 1395-nucleotide messenger RNA. RefSeq lists its product as uncharacterized. Gene Ontology annotation, cellular component: membrane. Gene Ontology annotation, biological process: amino acid transmembrane transport. Lineage: Eukaryota; Fungi; Ascomycota; Eurotiomycetes; Eurotiales; Aspergillaceae. The transcript has 15 exons. The coding region runs from base 1 to 1395 and encodes 464 amino acids. Gene Ontology annotation, molecular function: amino acid transmembrane transporter activity. The record is from RefSeq and is a predicted model, not a curated record.